This is a messenger RNA of Arachis duranensis, 1059 nucleotides long. RefSeq lists its product as uncharacterized. Bases 1 to 1059 code for a protein of 352 amino acids. NCBI's taxonomy places the organism in Eukaryota, Viridiplantae, Streptophyta, Magnoliopsida, Fabales, Fabaceae. The transcript has 3 exons. The record is from RefSeq and is a predicted model, not a curated record.
AUGCAGAACGGUAAUUAUCUGUCACUCAUGUUUGAGUUCAAGUUUGGGGUCAAACUUGAACUCAAACGUGCUCCUUCCAAGAAUGCUUUGGUGCCAACGUUUGCCUCCAUGUUUGAGGAAAACUUGAGCGCAAACAUUGGCCUCCCCUGCUCCAAGUUUUCGUCCAAGUUUGAGGUUCCCCUGGGGCUUAUUGUUGAGCCAAUGUUUGCCUUCAAGUUUGAGGCAAACUUGGGCGCAAACUUGGCCUCCCCUGAAAUACUAGAGACUCCAGUGGACAAGGCAGAGAAUGAAUUUGUACUAGAACAAUUAGAAGAGGCUGUCUUUGUUCAAGAAGAAGAGUUGGUUGAAGAUCUAGGCGAUGCUGAACUUCCUUGGGUAUCCAGAAUUGAGGAAAAAUCCGUCCAGGAUGCUACAGUUGAUGCUAAGGAAGAUACUGUACAAUCUCCAAGGCAAGUCGUUUAUGAGGAAUCAGACGGAAUAAUCCAAGAAGCAAAUUCCCUUGAUGAUGAUGAUCACGAGUCCUCUUCUCUCAGUGAUGAACUUGCAUCUGCAAGUUUUCUUCGUGGAGCAAGGCCUAUAUUAUUUAUUGAUGGUUGCCACUUAAGUGGUCCAUACAAGGGAACUCUUCUAGUUGCCUUUACAUGCGAUGCAAAUAAUGACUUAUUUUCGAUUACGUAUGCAAUUGUUAGUGCUGAAAAUAAUGAGAAUUGGCUUUGGUUCCUAUCUAAUUUGAAAGAACUAACUGGGUCAAUUCCAGUUACGUUAAUAUCUGAUAGGCAUCCAUCAAUUAUUGCAGCUGUGGAGCAAGUAUAUGACAGGGAUAGACAUGCUUAUUGUUAUCGACAUGUGAAAGAAAUUUUUUGUGCAGAAACUAAAAAGUUACAGAGGGAAAUACGCGGUGAAGUAAAAGAAGAUGCAAAAAAGCUACUAGAUGCAGUUUGUUAUACCCGUUUUGGCACAGAGUUUACAAAAGCUGUGGAACAACUUCGUGUAUUUUUACCAGAACUUGCAAAUUGGUUAGAGACUAAAGGAGAUAUGAAAAAAUGGGCAAAGUCUUAA